CAGUAAUCUUCGUCUCUUGUCGAUGCACCACUACAUACGAAGAAAUGGCACAUCUCUCUCCCUCAGCGAUCUUUUCCCCGUCAGUGGCACGACAGCAAUUGGCAGCCGCAAAAGAUUGGAAUUAUGUUGAUAGCUGGCUGUCCACCAAGUUCCUGGGCAAAACCCCACCGCCGUUUGAGCGAAACAACGAGACUUUGAAAGCACUGCUCUCCCUCGCUGCUGUUAACGAGAGUGCCGAUGAGGAACGCGAUCUACUGGCCAAAGUCGAGGCGAAGGCACUCCAAGACCUGCAGGCAAAAGAAGAGACAGACCCGAAUGCGGAGUUAGUCACCUCCAUCGAAGAAUCCUUACCGCGAGAAGGGCAAACCAGCCUUGAAGCUCUUUCCCAUGCAAGUGUUGCGUUGAAGCAACCGAUACCAGACAUUGAGAGGCUAGGACGAAGUAUUCUUGAUCUGCAGGUUACCUCCUACGACCUGGAGCAGACUACUGAUCGCAUUGCUAUCCUCGAAUCUCAUUUGAACUCGGAACUCCAGGUUAUCAACACCCUCAUAAGAGACUUGCAAAGCGAGGCCUAUCAACCUCCCUCGAAUCUAUCGAAGCAGACGAUCGAAUAUCAGCGAAAAGCAAAGACUUUAGCAUCGAAGUUACCAGAACUUCGAGACCGCACAUCGUCUCUCGUUACAUCGGCGGGGACACCGAAGAUUACGAUACAAGAUGUUAAAGCGGAGGAGGACAAGUUCAAAGCAUUGAUGGUCAUUGUGAAGGAUCUCGAAGCACAGAUCAAGAGUUAUCAUGGUCUUCCGCAAGAUACAGAUUUGGCUAGGCUAGAAUUAGAACGCCUUAGGGUUGAGCUUCGAGAUUUGACACUUGAAAGAGAUGCCAUGUUCGAGGGUUUAGUGGAACGAGAAAGUCCGAAGAAAACUAGGACUUGA
Molecule: messenger RNA, 932 nt
Organism: Mollisia scopiformis
Lineage: Eukaryota; Fungi; Ascomycota; Leotiomycetes; Helotiales; Mollisiaceae
Exons: 1
Coding region: 45-932 (295 amino acids)
Biological process (GO): spindle assembly
Cellular component (GO): cytosol; HAUS complex
Source: RefSeq, a predicted model, not a curated record